This is a messenger RNA of Quercus robur (English oak), 3526 nucleotides long. Its product is annotated as probable glycosyltransferase At5g03795. The record is from RefSeq and is a predicted model, not a curated record. NCBI's taxonomy places the organism in Eukaryota, Viridiplantae, Streptophyta, Magnoliopsida, Fagales, Fagaceae. The transcript has 5 exons. The coding region runs from base 1192 to 3261 and encodes 689 amino acids. Gene Ontology annotation, molecular function: glycosyltransferase activity.
CUACCAUGUAGUCAACCACCUAGUACAAAAUAUUCCAAGUCGACAAUGCCACGGGCGCAAGGCUUUUUUUGUCCUAAGCUCAUGAAUAUUGAACCAUGGUUUUACUUUUGCCGUUUUUGCAUUUCGAGAAGGCCCAGAAUCAGAGCUAUUGUCUGAAUUCAAUUCCCCCACCUCAAAAUAAGGGAAGAAUAAUCAGGGCUAUUCUUUCCUUUUUUAUAAAACAAAGAAUCAGUGCUUUAUAUAUAUAUAUAUAUAUAUAUAUAUAUAUAUAUAUCAAGGACAUAGCUAUUUUAGCCCAAACCAAUUUACAGAAGAGCGUAGCAAGCUAGCAGCUCAAGCCUCAAAUACCAGGAACCAUAUUGAUUCCCAAGGGGUUGUUCUAGUGGUUCAAAGGUCUCCUGAGAAGCAUUCUUCAAAAUUCCCAAGUUGGUAUCUUGGGGCUGCCUCCCAUUCCUCCGUAUAAGCACUUGGUGAUUGUGUGGGACACAAGACUACACACACCCUGAGAAAUAGUCAAGGUCUCGAAGGCCUCUAGACACCCACAUUAUCAAACCGUGCAAAAAAAAAAAAAAAGAAGAACCUGAUUUUUGGGUAUUCAUGCAAAUUGGAUGAAACAGUGUUCUGUUGAGAGGCAGUUGAUUUACAAUUAACUUGUUUUGAUGUUAUAUUAAGUUCCAACUUAUAAUCUGUUUGGAUACUGAGAAAAUAGAUAUUUUUUAAUGAAAACAAAUUUGGAUGCUUUUAUAUUCUUUUGGUUGGUUAGUAUGAUACAAAAAGGCUUAACAUAUUUGAACUUAAUAAUUGUAAAAAAACUAAGUUCUGGUAGUGUACUCUAUCCAGUUAUAAAGGAGCAUUAUUAUCUUAUUUUCUAUGGGAAUAAUCACAUCAAUCUAAUUGUCCUAAUUUGUUUUAAUAGCAAGUUAUUUAUUCAGUCAGGAUAAACCCAAUGGUUAUUGCAUGUAUAUGAAUUUUUUUCAUGCUCAGAGGUGUUUUAUAAAUGCUUGGAAGUUUUAAUUUAUCUUGAAUUAUCCCUUAUUGUGUUAACUUUUCUGCAAGUGAUUCUUUUUAUUUUGUUAAGUGUUUUAACAAUCAGGAAAAGAGCUUUCUUUCUAAUAAACUUGAGGGUUUGGAUUAAUGUGCAGGGCUGAUUUUGUUCAUUUAGAAUAGCAAUUGACCGAGUAUUUUCUCAGAAUGGAUCAACAACUGUUACGUUUAUGUCAGGUGGAAACCAAGAGUUUGAUAUGGGUUACAGGCAUGAUGUUUGCUGCGAUUUUAGUGUUCCAGUAUUUUGAACUUCCAUAUGGUAACGUUCUCUCAUCUUUAUUUUCUGCUGAUAAGGUUUCGGUAGUGAGAAAUGGUAGCAUCUGGACUGGACAUUCACCAAAUAAAUCUGAGAUGAUUAAUAACAUGACAGUUUUGAUUGGUUCAAACACUACAUAUGCUAUUAAUGAGAGAGCUAAUAAUACCGGAAUCUUCAAUGGAAGGGACAGAAACCCACAGGAUGCUUCUGUACGAGAUAGAAAUGGAGGCACAAACCAAUCUCUAAAAUUUGAUGAGGAAAUCAAUGCUGAUAAGGAGUCUUCAUCUGAAUAUUUGGUAGAGCCAAAUAAAAUUUCCAUGGCUGAUACUGUCAAGAAUGUAGAUGAUGGAUCUGCACCGGAGGAGGCUAGAGAACCUGAACAGAGUUCUUAUGUCAAGAAUGAUACUACAAAUAGUAACUUUUCAAUGCAUAAGAUUGAAGAGGAUGAAAACUCUUCCACAUCAGAACAUAUUGAAAGUUCAGAUGCUGGUUUUGCAUCCCCUUCGCCUGCAUUACCUCCUAUGACUUCAUCAUAUGCAUCUUCUCAAUCUGUUGUAGAUAUAGAAAGUACACCACCUGUUGUUGAUUCCAACACGACUUUAUUUGAGAAAGACAUAACAACGGCUCCCGAUUUUAAUGAAAACUCUGGGAAUUUGAGAGGUGAACUCAAUCCAUUGGGUGAUAAUUCUUCCAUUUUUUCCCCUAACAGAGUCACUGGGGUGAAUAAAGAGCUUGAGAUGCCAACCUCUUCAGUGGUUUCAAUAUCUGAGAUGAACAAUUUGUUGCUUCAGAAUCGUGCUUCAUACCAUUCAAUGACACCACAAUGGCCUUCAGCAGUUGACCAAGAACUGCUACAUGCAAAGUCACUGGUCGAGAAUGCACCUAUCAUAAAGAAUGAUCCAAGUCUUUAUGCCCCUCUUUAUAGGAAUGUUUCCAUGUUCAAAAGGAGCUAUGAAUUAAUGGAAGACACUCUUAAAGUAUAUAUUUACAGGGAAGGAAAAAAACCUGUAUUACACCAGCCACGACUCACUGGAAUAUAUGCAUCUGAGGGAUGGUUCAUGAAGCUGCUGGAGGCUGACAAAAAUUUCAUUACUAAAGACCCAAGAAAAGCCCAUCUGUUUUACUUACCCUUCAGCUCUCUAAUGUUGGAGGAAACCUUGUAUAUAGCUAAUUCACACAGCUUUGAUAACCUUAUACAGUAUUUGAAGAACUAUUUGGACCUGAUUGAAGCAAAAUAUCCUUUCUGGAACAGAACUGGGGGAGCUGAUCAUUUUCUUGUUGCUUGCCAUGACUGGGCCCCAACAGAAACAAAUCAACUUAUGGCUAAGUGCUUAAGAGCUCUCUGCAAUGCUGAUGUCAAAGAAGGUUUUGUUUUAGGCAAGGAUGUGUCUCUUCCUGAAACAUAUGUGCAUUUGGUUAAAAAUCCACUCAGGGAUAUUGGAGGCAAACCUGCUUCCCAGAGGUCAAUUCUUGCUUUCUUUGCAGGAAAAAUGCAUGGCUAUUUACGGCCAAUUCUGUUACAGCACUGGGAAAAUAAAGAUCCUGACAUGAAAAUCUUUGGUCGAAUGCCUAAGUCCAAGGGAAAUAAGAAUUAUAUCCGUCACAUGAAGAACAGCAAGUAUUGUAUAUGUGCAAAGGGUUAUGAAGUCAACAGCCCACGCAUAGUGGAAGCCAUAUUUUAUGAAUGCGUCCCAGUGAUUAUAUCUGACAAUUUUGUGCCACCGUUUUUUGAAGUUUUGAAUUGGGAAUCCUUUGCUGUUUUUGUCUUGGAGGAGGAUAUUCCAAAUUUGAAGAGUAUACUCCUUUCAAUCCCAGAGAAGAGGUAUCUCCAGAUGCAGAUGAGGGUCAAGAAGGUACAAAAGCAUUUUCUUUGGCAUGCUAAGCCUGAGAAGUAUGAUAUCUUUCAUAUGAUUCUACACUCAGUUUGGUACAAUAGGUUUCAUCAAUUAAGCCCCAGAUGACACAGACACAUUGCAGACCUUAUGUUUCUGGAGUUAAAUUGAAAGAAUCCCUAGUGGGCAAGUGUAAUAAGAAGCAAAUGAAAAUAGGCAGGAGGACACUCAGUAUUAGGUACAAGAACAGAACAAAUUCUUUUGAUGUAUAUAUUUUUAUACAGAAGGAAGUUAUUUUGCUGAGCAUAUAUACCUUUCUCUUUAUCUUACUCUGCUUUCAAAGUCAACAGCUAGUGUUUUCUAAAUUCUUUCUUUUAAAAUUAGUUGACCUCUC